AUGGGCUCUUCUAUAAUACGUAUUGUGAGAUCUACUCAAAGAUGCUCGUUUUCUCAUCAAGUUUUAAGAUCCACAGCGUACCAAUUGACUCAACAUUCUGCGUUGAACGCAUUGGUGGAUCAUUGGACGUGGCACAAUAAUACGGUAUUGACAAAUUUUUAUCUGAAGAGAAGUUUUCAUUUUGGAAGGAGAGGAAAGAAGAAGAGGAAUGCAUCAGUACUAGAAGACACAUCGAAUAAAACUUCCAACGAUCUAAACGGAUCCUUAGAAGAGGAUGAAAAAAGGACAAAUGGCUACUUCAGACUUCAGAUGAUAUACCGGGACAAUUCCAUGACGGUGAAUGUGAAAUCGAAAAAAUUGAAGGAUACUCUUCUUGAAUUGAUACCAUCACUUCUGAAUGAACAGUUUUCCAAAGAUCAGCUUCCUUUUAUUAACGAAGUUGUCAACUUCAUAGAUCAUGGAGAGAGCCCAACCGAAUUUUUCACCGCACAAGAGAUGAUGUCCAUUUUGAAGAGCAUUUUGCCUGCAAUGACAAUUGAUGAUGUAAAAUACUUGAAUUUCUUUCCUAGAUUUUAUAUGUCACUUAGAGAGACGUCUGAAUAUCAAAGGAGUAAAUUCAUGAGGCUGCAACUCUUUGAAAUAUUCCUGAAUUACGUGCUAUUAAACAAAAAUAGACAGGGACUUAUCCGUAUUAUAGACGCUUUCUUAAAUGAAGAAAGUGAAUUAAGGGGUCAAGAUGUUCGAAAAGAGGUCGUGAAUAUUGUUCUCGAGGCAUUUAAAGCAGUGGGCCCAGAUACAGCGACAACUGUGCAUCUAGCCGAAGUUGCAGACAUUUCAGAAGACAAAGAACUUGUUACAAGGAUAUUGGAAGACUUUUUUGUGGCCGCCGAUGAUGAAAUCAGCGAAGAUUACGAGAGAAACAAAGUGGAAGAACAUAUCAUGCAAUUACUCAAUAUAUUGGAGAAGAAGCUCCACUGUCCUUUAAUGGAGUACAUUAACUUGCUAUACUUCGCGACGAGAGAUGAUUUUGAUAGAUGUUGUCUUGAAAUUAUGCAGAAGGUCUCAACUUUGACUAAAACAUUCACUGACGAAUUAUUGCUGGACAAUAUUCGUAAUGAUGAGUUGAUGGCGAUAGUUUCUUCUGCUUUAAAGUUUCAUGAUUAUAAUAAAGGAGCAACUAAACUUAUAGGACAUCUUCAAUCAAAACGUAAGCCUGAAGAGUUUAGUAAGGGGGAAUGGAUUGCUUAUUUACAGUACAAAAUUUACAAAAUCCCUUCUAUUUCUGGCGUGGAAGCUGUGCCGGAUCUCAUUAAGAUGAUAGAUCAAAUAAAUAAUGAUCUUAUCCAGAAGUAUCAUAAGAAAUUUCAGUUUAACGAUACGGACAGCUACAAUUACUUUCUUGAAGCUUUAUGCUAUUCAAACAAGCCAACAAAAUUUAUUGAGACAUUUUUCAAGGAAUUUGCAGAUGACUACGACCUUUCAAAAGACGCUAGGUCAUUUGCAAUUAUAAUAGAGCAUUUUUUGAAUGAAGGUGAUAUCAAGGAGGCAUUGGAUUUAUUUGAAAAGUCUUUGAGUGAAGCAAUUUUAUGGGACAGCGAUUAUAGUGGAAUGUAUAUGCCCGUUCUUUUCCGAUUAUUGGCAGAUUACUUUAACAAAACAAAUGAUGAUUUGUAUUAUAAGGCACAACUCUACAAAAAAAUCAAAACUUUUGAGAUUCCAAUUAACCGUGAGGCUCUAUACGCCAUGGCUAGUCAAUUUUUGAAAAGCAAUUUUGUUGGUGAUGCUAUCAAGGCCUUUGAGAAAGAAGUCCCAAGCUUAAAUGGGAAGGAGACAAAAUAUCAGAUAGAGGAUUACAGUGAUUUAUUUGAGCUCUAUUACAGGUAUGCAACUUCUAACUGUGAGAACUUAAAAAGUAACUGGCUUCUCUAUGAGUUUUUGUCGAAAUUCUUUCGGCUUCCAUAUGAAUUUUAUCCUGCUUUUUUGAAGUUCUGGAUUGAUGUCGGCUUUCCAUCAAGGUCUCUAAAGAUUUAUGCUGACAUGAAACUCCUUAGUAAAGAAAACAAGCUACAACCACCAGAUGAAAACAUCUAUCUUUAUCUUCUUCAAUCGUUCAGCAAAUCUCAAUAUGAGGAUGGUAUAUUCAAGCUUCAACUAGCGAUUAAAAUGGACUUGUCUCUAAAUAUUGAUAUAAGGCUACUAAAUAUGCUGAUGGGUGCAUUUUGUUCUAUUGAAGAUUCAUUCCGAGUUCGAGAUGUUUUCAACCUUGCUCAGAGUUUACCUAAGAAACGUGGCGUUAACCAGGAAAGUUGUUACUGGGCCUUAAAAUCUCUAAAAUUUGUGUCUUUAAAUGAAGUCAAUAACUUUUAUACAAGUUUAUCACAGUUUGAUGUUUGCCCAGAUGCCAAUCUUUUUGGUGAGUACUUGAUAUCGCAUUGUUAUUUUGAACAGUACGGCACAGCUUAUGAUAAACUGAUAGAUACAUAUGAAAAUGGCGAUCUUGAACUUAUAGACAGGAAUGUCUUAAAAAAUUUCCAUAACUUCUGCCUUAAUGAACAUGUGCGAAAGAAAUUAGAUGUCUUCGCAACAAGAAGAUUUCCUGAGAUAUGGAGCGAUUUAAAAGCGAAGGGAGAAUUAAGCGAUGAUACAACAAAGCAGCCGUCAUUACUCGACAAUCCUUAUGAAAAGAUUCACCUUCAAAUAAAAUAA
Messenger RNA from Brettanomyces bruxellensis, 2706 nucleotides. RefSeq lists its product as uncharacterized. The transcript has a single exon. Gene Ontology annotation, molecular function: protein binding. Lineage: Eukaryota; Fungi; Ascomycota; Pichiomycetes; Pichiales; Pichiaceae. The coding region runs from base 1 to 2706 and encodes 901 amino acids. The record is from RefSeq and is a predicted model, not a curated record.